Onychostruthus taczanowskii (white-rumped snowfinch) is the source of this 1237-nucleotide messenger RNA. It is a transcript of the gene MRPL1, whose product is annotated as mitochondrial ribosomal protein L1. The transcript is spliced from 9 exons. The coding region runs from base 127 to 1140 and encodes 337 amino acids. NCBI's taxonomy places the organism in Eukaryota, Metazoa, Chordata, Aves, Passeriformes, Passeridae. The record is from RefSeq and is a predicted model, not a curated record.
AGGCGGCUGGGGGGGACGGCGGUAGAUGGCGCACCGCUAAAGCGCUGGGCCUGCCGGAACGUUUCUUCUCGGGGAGCGAGUUCCGCGGGGAAGGGUUCCGGCGGCGCACCAGGGCGGCUCGGCAAGAUGGCGGUGCCCAGCGCCCGCUGCCUGUGGCGAGCGCUGGCCCCGCGGUGCGGCUGGGCCCUCGCCGGGCUGGAGCAGCGCCUCGCCGUCCCCGCCGUGCCGAGCCCCGCCACAACCCGGCCCUACGCGGCGGCAGCAGCCAAAGCUGCCAAAAAAGACGCCAAGAGGAGCAGGCAGGAGAAGGGGAAGGAGCCGGCCAGGGAGAAGCCCCUCCCUCGGAGGCGGCCGCUGAUGAGCAAGCCCGUGGACGACGUGUACCUGACUUGGCUCUACAGGAGACCCUCCUACGGGCUGGAGCAGGCCGUGGCCAUGCUCAAGAGCUUCCAGGAGCUGGAUUUCACCCACCCCAAGCAGUUUGUCUACAUCAACGUGUUCCUGGACAUGGCUCUGCAGAAGAAGAAAAAAGUGGAUCCUUUUUCCAGCGGUGUCUCUCUUCCCCAUCACUUUACGGACGAGGUGAACAAGGUUUUGGUGUUCACAGAGAACGAGCAGGAAGCUGAGGCAGCUCGGGAGCACGGGGCUGCCAUCGUGGGAGGAGUUGAAUUAAUCAAAUGGAUCCUGGAGGAUGAAAUCCAGGCUGAUUUCUACGUGGCUGUCCCUGCCAUCAUCCCCAAGCUCAUCCCCCUGAGGAACAAACUGAAAAAGAAGUACCCCAGCAUCAAGAGAAAUUCCCUGGGCAGUGACAUUCCCAGGAUGGUGCAAUUCUUCAGAGAAUGUCACGAGUACUCUGUGCAGGACGAGAGUGUCAUCAAGACAAGAAUAGCCAGACUGGAUAUGCCCACUGAGCACAUCAUUGCCAACCUGAGAGCAAUCAUCCACGACAUCUGCACCUUCAAGCCCUCCAAUUUUGAUCCCAUUGUGCAGAGGUUGGUGAUCAGAUCCUCCACCAGUGAAGGCUUGCUGCUGAACCUCGAUGGAAUCCUGCCUCGGGUGGAGAAAGCAGAAGAAAAAGAGGAAGAAAAUGCAGCUGGUGAGGACCAGCAAAAACCUGCCCAGGAAUCCCUUGGUGCCUGAUGUGUUUUCCUCGUGGACCUGGCGCUGGAGCUGGGGAGGCAAACGGUCUCGCUCAAAUCAUGCUCUGUGAGAGCAAAAAAUAAAUGGAACUCGUGGA